Molecule: messenger RNA, 12764 nt
Organism: Diabrotica virgifera virgifera (western corn rootworm)
Lineage: Eukaryota; Metazoa; Arthropoda; Insecta; Coleoptera; Chrysomelidae
Gene: btv
Product: cytoplasmic dynein 2 heavy chain 1
Exons: 69
Coding region: 51-12662 (4203 amino acids)
Biological process (GO): microtubule-based movement
Cellular component (GO): dynein complex
Molecular function (GO): dynein intermediate chain binding; ATP binding; ATP hydrolysis activity
Source: RefSeq, a predicted model, not a curated record
UGAUACCGUAAUGAGAGGUUAUUUCUUGUGCCGUGUACUAAAACAAGAAAAUGUCGGAUUUUGCCAAAAAGUUUUUCAUAAAAGUUGUAGGACUUCAUCUCGGAACAACCUUUUUGGAGGACAACUGGGACAAAGACAUCAUUGGUAUGCAAGAUUUACAAAACUUUUUGACGAUGGAAAAUGUUCUUACAUUGUACGCUAUUAUUGAAGAAAUUGACGACAACAAACGAAUGAAAUUUUUCAGAACGUUAUCUAAUAAACAAUACGAUAUGGUUAUGGUUUUUAUUAAAUACAAACCACACGUUCCAACAGACGACAAUUUGUUAAAUAAUAUUCAGAGUACAAACUUUUCUGGAUCUCCUACGUUGGCGCUAUUUCAGAGCUUAAGCAUUUAUUCCCCUUUACUAUUACAGAAAGAUCAGCCAACUUUACACAGACAGAUAAAUAAUCUUCAAAAUGAUUUACGAUCCGUCAUAUUUAGCGAUCAACCUACAAAAUUAAUAGAUCCCCAGGCAUCAGAUUAUUCUUCUUUAUCAGUGGUCACGUCUUUGGAACAUGAAGUAGCUUACUGGAGUACAAUCAAGCCGUCUAAAAGGGAUAAAGUGACAAAAGCUGACUGUGCUACUUUUAAGGACUUACUCGCAACCAUCGCUGGAGAAUUUAGCAUUAUUGACGCUCUUUCCACAAUAGACGUAGAGGAUUUGCUGGAAAGGUCUCACACAGUUCUUGAUGAUUUAUGGAAAAAUGAUCCACCGUUUCCUAAGGACAGAAUCAAACAUAUAAUGGAUAUUAUAGCGUCCGAUGUGCAAAAAUACAAUAUUGCUAAAUUAAAACGCUACAACUUAUGGACAUCUGAAUAUUCAGAGAUAUCAGAAGCUUUGACACAAGAAAUCGGAAUAGAUGAAAAGUGGUUGACAAGUUGCAAACAGCUGACAGAAAUAUUUUGGCCAAAUUAUGGUUUGAAUCCAUGGAAGGAUAAAGUGUAUCAACCAACAGAACUUGUAGAUAUGCUUGGCGUCUUAAAAAAGGUACUUGAGAUUAGGGCUUUACACAAACAAUUAACAAAGCUUCUAACAAACCAGGAACAGGCUGAACUUAAAACCCAAGAUAUGAUGAAAUGUUUUCAAGAUAUCGAUAUUACUGUUCUUACCCAGGAUACGACAUUAAUACUAACAAAAGCGGAGAAACAAUUUGAAUAUUUGAUCCAACCCACUGAAAAACGGAUUGCAAUCAAACUGAAAAAGCAAUUGGCGGAUAUGAGCGGUAAUACACGACAGCUGAUCUACGAAUAUUCCAAAUACUCAGAACUGAUAAGCAGACCAGUUCUAAUGCAGGAGCUUAUCAAAGAAAGGCAGUUUCUCUUGGUCGCACUCUAUGAUUAUUUAAAACAAAUACAGUCUCAAACAGCAUCAGAAAAUUUUAUAAUCGCCACCAGAUACGACACACCAGAAGUAGUUAAGGAUAUUAUAAUGAUACGACAACUGGAAUCUAAAGCAAAUGAAGUAAACAAAGUAUCACAGAAGCUAUUAAAGGAUCUUCAAGGAUAUGAUGACCUUAGGGAAAUGAUAACCGAGCUCAUCAAGGAUCUCAAACAACAACAUAACGAGCUCUUCGAAUCGUGGAGCUCGGAAAUUAUGGGUUAUAUAAAAAACAACGCAUUGAGUCUAAGAGAAUCGGAUCCCGUUGUCGAGUUUUCUAAAGAGAAACUUAUGCACGUCAAUUACUCACCACGAUUGGUCAUUCUAAUAUCUGAAGUUAGACAACUGAAAGCCAUGGGAUAUCACGUGCCAAAUGCUAUUGAAGAUACCAGUGAACAUGCUAAGAAGUUUAUGAAAUUUGCAAGAAUACUGGAACAGAUUGCCAAUUUUCACAAUACAAUUGGAGAUCGUAUGAUUCCGUCCCAGAAACCAAUGAUGCUUGCUAGUGCCAUGGAGUUAUCAAAGCUUGUGCAAGAGCAAGAAGUGGUUUCCUGGGGACAGGAAAGAUCAGUUGAAAAGUAUGUGGAAACGCUAAAAACGGCAGUUGAAAGACUCUCAAAGGAAAACAACUUACUGACUAUGUAUCAUCACCAAAUUUUGGAGAAGAUUAAUGGUCUGAAGGAAAUUGAUCUUAUUAAAGACUACAGCAAGUGGAAAGAGAUAGCCAAACAGAUAAGACACAUUACAAAUCAAGUCGAAGAAAAAGGUUUUAGAAAUGUACAAAGUUGGAAGAAGGAGCUCGAUAAGCAACUAUGUCACGUAUUAGAAAAACAAUAUUUGGAAAGUUUAGAUACUCUUCAUAUUUACCUACCAGAAAUUCAUGCUGACUUGAUUUAUAGAAACUCGGUUUUGGAGUAUUUUCCAAGCGAAGAAAAUUUAAGAAAGACCUACGAUCAACAGUUAAAGCGGUUUUUGGAUAUUCCCAAAAAUUUUCGAACGAUAUCCGAAGAACCAAAAAAUGAAUUGUUCGAAGGAAUCGCAAAAAGAAAUAAACAAGCACUGGACAACGUUUCGCAGCGUACAGAUGAACUAUUUGAACAAUUAAAGGGAGUAUUAACCCAUUGGCAGUCUUGGCUUCAACUCGAGUCUCUAGAUACGUCAAAACUAACAACAUGGCAGCAUUGGGACCUUCAUUUUAGGGCAUCGAAAACAUUUGGACAAGAAAUUGCUAAGUUACCAAGUACUGAAGAACGUGUCGGUUGCUUUGUUAUUGGUCUUUCGCGUUUGAGAUCUGAUCUGGAGUCGCAUAACAGAAGUUAUUGGGAUCAACUUGUCAAUUCUUUAAAGGAUUCAAUAGCUCAGGAUGUUGUUAAGUUGCAAAACUAUGUCGACCACUCCACAACAAAUCUCACAAAGCAACCUGUAACUAUUGAUGAGGUAGGAGAGUCCGGAGUUGUACAUUCUAAUAUUCUAAAGGAAAAGCCUGAAAUGGAAGAACUGUUUAACGAAAUGUCUAGAAAAGCUCAAACCUUGUCCAGCUGGUCACGGGAACAAGUGAGUGUUGUAAACAGACUUAAGGGUGCUUGGGAUCGUUUACAAAGUUUGUUGGAUAACUAUCAACAUAUUAUGGAAAAACAGAUGGAAACUAUCAAAACCACCCUUAAUAUUGAAAAGGAAAAUUUGGAUAAGGAGAUUGAACGGUUUGUGGCAAAGUGGGAGGAAAUAAAUCCUAGACCGCAAUCAGCACAGUUUAGCACAAAUUCACUUACCGACUUAAGUAAACAUUUAUAUAACAUAAAAGAAAAACGAGCCGACUGGACAGAGAUUCAAAAUAAGUGUGAAAAAUUAACAGGUGAUUUCACAAAGUUUAAUUUGGAGCCACCUCCAUUAACUUUUUUGAAAGAUAUUGAAGAUAAACUGGAUGGUGAAGAAAAUACUUGGUCCGUUUUUGAAGACUUCCAUACAGGAUUUCAAGAACUCAGUAAUGAAUCGUGGAUAGUAUUUCGGAAGAAAAUUUUUAAAUUGGAAGAUUUUUUGAAAGAAUGGAGAGAAAAGUUAAGCAAAAUGGAUAACAGCUCUCUGAUUACAAGAAUUUUACAGGAAAUUCACAAAUAUGAGGCGAUAGCUCCCUCUCUAAAAUACGUCAAAGGAGAAGAUUUUACAGAAAAGCAUUGGUUAGAUACUUUUAGUAUUUUGGGAAUGGAACCUAAAUUGGUAGACCAACUGACAUUAAAUGACUUUUUAGUCGUUUCGGAGAAAAUCCAAGAAAAUCUUAAAGAACUGCAGGCUAUAUCCAAAAAAGCUGCUAGUGAAAUAAUAAUUCGACAAGCACUAGCGGAACUAGACCAAUGGGAUGUUCAUAGCAGAUUUGUUCUAAUGGCACAUAAAGAUUCCAAAAAUAAGGAUAUUUAUUUAAUAAAAGACUUUAAGGAAAUUUUAAAUAAGAUUGGGGACAACCAAAGUUUGUUACAAUCCCUUAAAAACUCUGCCGAUUACGAUUCUUCAACAGAGAAAGUCACUAUGUGGGAAAAUAAGUUCGGAGAUUUGGAUCAUUAUCUGACUUCGCUUGCCCAAAUUCAAAGAAAGUGGCUCUAUUUAGAACCAAUUUUUGGAAGUGGAACACUAGCCCAAGAGAAAACUAGGUUUGAUAGAAUCGAUAGAGAUUUUAGACACAUUUUGCUCUUUAUAGAGAAAGACUUGCGUGUUGCAGCGUUAUGCAGAUAUCCCAAUCUACGAUCACUUUUAGAGUCAACGCUAGACCAACUUUCUCGAUGUCAAAAUAGUUUGGAUAACUUUUUGAAGGAAAAACGUGGUCAAUUUCCACGAUUUCUCUUUCUUAGCGAUGACGAUUUAUUAGAAGUAGUAGGUCAAUCCUCCAAGGAACAAGUUCUACAAACACACCUGAAGAAAAUAUUUGUUGGUGUUAAUAAUGUUAAAUUAUCAACGACUUCUCAAGAAAUAACUACAAUUUGUUCCUUGCAAGGAGAAACCGUGGUUUUAUCAAAUCCCAUAAGUAUACAAAAACCUGUUGAGAUAUGGUUAAAUGAUUUGGUUAAAGAAAUGCAAGUCACAUUAAAAGAACUACUUGUCAACUGCCAGAAAGAGAAGGGAGCUCCAGAUCCUCUAAUGUAUCCUUCUCAAAUAUUAUGUCUAUCGGAUAACAUAACGUUCACUGCUAAAUGCGAGCAAGCAAUUACCAGCAUGGCAUUACCCUCUUUAUUAUCCAAAUACAAGACUCAAUUGGAACACUACAGCGCAUUGGAAUUAAAUAAUGAACAGAACAAAGAUACAGAAGGAGAAAACGUCUUAGAAUUAAAAUUAAAGGCCCUGCUGCUAGACACAAUUCAUCAUAUAUCUGUUCUAGAGGAACUCAUGGAGUACAACGUAACAAAAAUUUCGGAAUGGACUUGGCAGAAGCAAUUAAGAUAUUACAGUAACUCUAUCGGAGAAGUGACUGUCAAAAUGGCCAACGCCAGAAUGGAAUACUCUUAUGAAUAUCUAGGAAAUGCUGCCAAACUUGUGCGGACCCCAUUAACAGACAAAUGCUUUUUAACGUUAACUCAGGGAAUUCAUUUGGGUAUGGGAGGGAAUCCAUAUGGUCCAGCAGGAACUGGCAAAACGGAAUCUGUUAAAGCACUUGGAGGACUUCUUGGAAGACAAGUUCUGGUAUUUAAUUGCGAUGAGGGAAUCGAUGUUUCGGCAAUGGGUAGAAUAUUGAUUGGAUUGGUAAAAACUGGUGCCUGGGGUUGUUUUGACGAAUUUAACAGAUUAGAUGAAGCUACGCUUUCUGCUAUAUCUAUGCUGAUUCAUGCUAUACAAGUCUCAAUUAGAACAGACAAGAAGACUGUUCAACUACUAGAACAAGAUGUUGAUGUAAACAGGCACUGUGGUAUUUUUGUAACUUUAAAUCCGGCGGGAGGAGGUUAUGGGGGUAGAAACAAGUUACCUGAUAAUCUCAAACAAUUGUUUAGGCCCGUUGUAAUGACGCAACCUGAUAACGAAGAUAUAGCUAGAGCAUUGCUUCAUUGCGAAGGUUAUAGAAACGCCAACAUUAUUGCCAAAAAGAUAGUUGAAGUAUUCGACAUAGCCAGCAAACUUCUCAGUAAACAACAACACUACGACUGGGGCUUAAGGUCAAUAAGAACAGUUUUAACAGGCUGUGGUCGAGUGCUAAGAACCUUAAAAUCAAAAAGCAAAGAAAAUGUUGAUGCUAACGAAGAGAUAAUAUUAGUAGUGCAAGUUUUAAAAAUGGACACCUUAUCGAAGCUUUCUUUUAAUGAUAGUAACAAAUUUGUCUCUAUUCUUGAAGAUGUGUUUAAGGGCGUGGAUUUGAAAAUUAUGCAGCACAAUAUGUUAAGAUCUCAUCUCGAAAUUUGUUUUGAUGAAAUGAAGUUGACUAGAAAUGAAAGACAGAUGAAUAAGUGUUUGGAAUUAUACGAACAACUUCUACAACGAAUGGGUGUAGCCAUAGUAGGUCCACCAAAAUCAGGAAAAACAACUAUCCGAAACUUAGUUUUAAAGGCAUUAAUCAAAAUGGGGAAAACAGUGAAGUGCCAUCAAUUUAACCCAAAAAGUAUGACACGACCUCAGUUACUCGGAAAAAUGGAUUUUGACACCGGUCAGUGGAGUGAUGGAGUCAUAACCAGUUUCAGUUUGCAAGUUACUUCGGAAAAUUCAAAUACGUGGUCCUGGAUUGUAUGCGAUGGAGACGUUGAUCCAGAAUGGGUAGAAUCUCUCAACUCCGUAUUAGACGACAAUCGCCUUUUAUCUUUACCAUCUGGAUGGCGUAUUCAAUUUGGUCCAAACGUUAACUUCCUCUUCGAGACCCACGAUUUAAGCAGCGCCUCUCCAGCCACUAUAUCAAGGAUGGGAAUCGUAUUUCUUAGCGAAGAAGACCUUGAUCUCCAAAAUAUUAUAAACAGUUUUGUCGAAAAACUGCCUGGUGAUCAGAAAUCUGUACUUGAACCUUUGGUUAAUGACUAUUUUAUAAAAGCCGUUGAUUGGAUUACAAAAAAUGCUGAGAUUACUCUACCCUGUUCGACUACAGCUGUUGCACUAACAGGAUUAAGUCAGCUUAUAGAUGUUUAUAGCAGAGCCCAUUUUACUGUAGCCUUAAUAAAUGGUUUAGGCAAUCAAUUGCAAUAUGAUUUUAAAGAGAUAUUUGCUCAACAGAUAUUUGAUUGGAUUGGAGAAACUCCUGCACCAGUUAUUUUACGAUGUCGUUAUAAUAAAGAGAGAGAUAUAAUAGACUCUUACUACACAAACCCUAAUAUAAAUCCAAUAGAUGAUUGUGACAGAACUCAUUUGGUAGCAACAGCGCAGAUUGAACAAUAUUUGGAUUGUUUACGGCCUUGGAUAUCGGACACAAAGGAUCAGCAUUUCUUAUUAGUUGGACCUCACGGCACCGCUAAAACGUUGCUUCUAGAAGCGUUGGUUAACGAACAGUCAAAUGCUGAAAUUGUGACAAUAAAUUGCAGUGGUAAUUUGAUGCCUAAUUUUGUUAUUACGAAAUUAUAUCAGUACUGCCUUCAAGUAAACACACACAAGGGGAAAGUACUUAGGCCCAAAAAGGGAAAAAUUAUAUUACACUUUAAAAACUUACACUUGCUGAAAGCUGAUAAGUGGGGAACGAAUAUACUAGUCGAGUUCCUUAAUCAGUUGAUUGUGUAUGAAGGUUUCUUUGACUCAAAUGUCGAAUUUAUCCGAAUUGACAACCUGACUGUCGUUGGAUCUUUGGAAGCCACCAAUAACCUUUCUCAGAGAUUUACUUCAAAUUUGCGGAUUUUCAAUGUAAGCUUACCUGAACAAGAAGAUUUUUCUGUUAUCGUUGUGACAUACCUAACGUCUGUAUUGAAAAAUAUUUCAAAUUCUUUUCCAAAAGCAAAAAUUAUCAAACUAGCGGCAGUGGUCAUUUCUGUUUAUGACAAAGUAAAAAAUUCUUUUAGCGGUUUUCAAAACAAGCAUUACAUAUUUACUUCUCAUGAUGUAAUCAGUUGGUGUCAAGGGAUGCUCAACUACAGGAAUAGUGCUAAUAUAGCUACAGAAGAUUUUGUAAUUGAGAUCCUUAAAUAUGAAGCUAAAGAUAUAUUCGUAAAUAAAUUGGUAAAUGAAGAGGACAAACAACUAUUUUACAAAAUACUAAAUGAUGCCUUUAAUUCAACUUGGGGUUCAUCGUCUUAUACCUCCCAAAUAAACUAUUUUUAUGUACCUGUGGAAAAGCAAAGUCAAUCUUCAAAACAACCAGAUCUCACUAAAUUAAGUAUCGAAGAUUGGAAGCAAAUGGUUGAAGGUGGAAUACAACAAUAUGAACGAGAGGGCCAAAUUUUGGACUUGGUUAUAAAUGAUGAACUUCUGCAGCUAACCGCAAGCAUUUUGAAAACAUUAAGCCGUUUCAAAGGAAACAUACUUCUGGUUGGUAAAUCCGGAGUCGGCAGAAAGAGCGCUGUUAAAAUUUCGGCGACUUUACAAUCUGCCAGGCUUAUGGGACCUACUAGCGAACAACAACCUUUGCUGAAUAAUGACCUAAAACAGGCUAUGCAAUACUCUGGUCUCGAUGGUGAAGAAACAUACUUGCUAAUAGAAGACUACAUUCUAAACGAACAAAACAACAUAAAUCUCUUCAAUUUUCUAAUAUGUUCCGGAGAGGUUCCUGGUUUGUAUUCAUCAACUGAAUUAGAAUCGCUAGUUAAAGGUUUAAAAGAAGAUUCAGAUAGAGACAACUUUGAUGGAAAUUUGACUCAGUACUACGCGGAAAGAAUAAGGAAAAAUCUGCAUAUUGUUAUAUGUUUAGAUAUUGACAAUGAAAACUUAUGGAACAUUAUUCAAAACUGUCCGGCAUUUACACAAAAUUGUAGUAUAAUCUGGCAGUCAGAUUGGAGUGGGCACACCAUUGAAACAAUACCAAACACUUUAUUAAGCAGGAACAUAUUAAUUGAUGAAGGAUGUCUUAGAGUUUCAGGUCAAAGUUUCUCAUUUUUUUACAAAGCUACACAGUCUUUAAUAAAUACACCAUCCAGAUAUAUUUCCUUUAUAAAAUUGUAUGGAAAACUAUUUACAGAUAAAAUCGAUGGUAUUAAAUCUAAACAAAAAAAGCUCAAAGCCGGCGUAUCCAAACUUACUGAAGCAGAGAGUUUGGUAAAAGAAUUGAAACAAGAUGCCAUUGAAAAGCAGGAAAAACUAGCCGAAAAACAAUCCAAAGCUAAUUCAGCCUUAGACAUGAUAAGCAACACCAUGAAAAAUGCCAAUGUUCACAAAGAAGAAAUGGAAGUUUUAAAAGGCAAAACUGAAGAAGAAAAUGUUCAGUUGGAGCGAAGAAAAAAGGAUAUAGAGGCAGAACUUGCUGAGGUUGAACCAUUAAUGGAAGAAGCCAGAUCAGCUGUAGGAAAUAUUAAAUCUGAGUCCUUAUCAGAAAUAAGAUCGUUGCGAGCUCCUCCAGAAAUAAUAAGGGAUAUUUUAGAAGGAGUGCUAAGGUUAAUGGGAACCCAAGACACUUCUUGGAAUAGCAUGAAGUCGUUUCUAUCAAAAAGAGGUGUAAAAGAGGAUAUUAGAGCUUUCAACGCUAACAGAAUAAGUAAGGAAAACAGGCAGGCCGUAGAAAAAUUAAUGUCUACAAAAAGUGAUUCUUUUGACCCAAAAUCUGCCAAGCGAGCAUCCCAAGCUGCUGCUCCUCUAGCAGCGUGGGUAGCUGCUAAUGUUAAAUACUCUUACGUUUUGGAUAAAAUUAAACCUCUUGAGAAGGAGCAAAUGAAACUAAAAGAAAAUUUAUCCAAUGCUCAGAACCAACUUGGAGAGCUAAGUGCAGGUUUAUUGGAUGUAGACGCAACUGUUGCCAAGUUGAAGGAACAAUUAUCAGUGUACACAAAAGAAGCAGCUGAAAUAGAAAUUGACUUAACCAAAGCCCAAAGUACACUGUCUGCAGCAGAAGGGCUUGUUGGUAAACUGGGAGACGAAUACCACAGGUGGCAAACUCAGCUGAAGGAACUUUCUCAAGAAAUUGAUAAAUUACCAAAUAACUGUUUGCUAAUGGCCGCGUACAUCACUUACAUGUCAAGCGAAACCGAAGAAGAAAGAAGUAAUUUCUUAUCACACUGUGCUAAGGAGUUAAACGUUGAUAUAGUUGACGCUGGUUCAUUCUUCUCAACGGAAAGGGAGCGUAUGCAGUGGCAGAGUGAAGGUCUUUCAUCGGAUAAAUUAUCAACAGAAAAUGCUGUUAUGAUGUUAAAGGCUGAUCUGGUUCCUUUUUUAAUUGAUCCUACAUCGUCAGCCAUAAACUGGUUAAAGCAACAUCUAAGACACAAAAAUGUCGAAGGUAUUACACAAAAUUCUCCCAAAUUUAAGAGCGCCCUUGAAUUAGCUGUCAGGUUCGGAAAAACUUUUAUCAUUGAAGAAAUCGACACAAUAUCUUCAGUGCUGUUACAGAUAUUAAGACGGGAAUAUACGUUACAAGGUGAAAGACGUCUUAUAAAAUUGAAUGGAAAGCUGUUAGAUUACCACAGCGAAUUUAAAUUAAUAUUAUGUAGCAGAAACGAACAUUUGAAACUACCUGCUGAAAUAGUACCUUUUAUUAACUUGCUGAAUUUCACAGUUACCAUUGCGGGUUUCACUGAACAACUUUUGUCACAUGCAAUUUCUCAAGAAAAUCCAGAACUAGAAAAAAAGAAAAACAAUUUACUAAAAGAACGAGAGGAACUGGAAGAAAAACUAUCUCACUUACAAAAUCAACUUCUUGAAGAUUUGGCUAAUUCGUCGGGUGAUAUACUCCAAAACAAGAAACUGCUUGAUUCACUCAAUCAAACCAAAGCAAGUUCAGAAGCUAUAGCAGUAGCGUUACGGGAAUCAAAUGAGGUUCAGAAGAAGCUUCAGGCUGAGUAUGAUACAUAUAGAGAGUUAUCGAAUUAUGGUAGUUUGCUAUAUUUUGCAUGUAACGAGUUUGCAAAAUGCAACAUUUUGUAUCUUUUGUCAGUUUCAGCAUUUACAGAUCUAUUUCUACGAUCUCUACAAAGUUUUCAGGGAUUAGAAAAUAAUUUAGCAUCGCAAAAGAAACAACUACUGCAUGUUGUAUAUGGAUAUAUGAGUAGAGGAGUAUUUCAAAAUGAUCGUUUGAAAUUCUUAUUGUAUCUGAUUUUUAAACUCUAUCCAAGAGAUGUGCCUGAAACAGAAUGGAACGUAUUUAUAGGAAGCGCUGUGACCAAUAAAAAUACUUCGGAAGAUCAACCUCCUUGGAUACCAAAUCAAUGUAUAAAUAAUAUUCAACUGAUACAGGUGGCUUUACCUGAUUUCUACAAGAUAUUGAAACUUGAGGAACACAAUCUCUGGAAAAACUUUAUGAACGUUAGCGAAUGCGAGAGGGAAUAUCCAACUCAUUGCAGUUUAUCUGAAUUUCAAAAAGUACUAGUGAUACAGGCUUUAAGACCGGAUAGAUUAUAUACCGUUAUGUCCCAAUGUGCACUUAGUAUAACAGGUAUAAAAUCCUUGGAUCCAUCCUCGCUGGAUCUAUCCAUUAUAUACAAAGAAUCUAAUUCCACUGUUCCUAUACUAGUCUUGGCAGUCUCUGGUACAGAUCCAGUUUCAGAAAUAAGGGAAAUAGCAAAAAAUAUGUCUCAAGAAUUAAUUGAGGUUGCUAUGGGCGAAGGACAAGAAAACAAAGCCAUAGAAGCACUUAAAAGAUAUUCUGAGUCUGGUUCUUGGUUAAUCUUAAAAAAUUUACACUUAGUGACUUAUUGGUUACCAGUGUUAACUCAAACUCAAAAAAGUAUUGAACCUCAUCAAAAGUUUAGAUUGUGGUUGGUAUCUGAACCUACUCCAAACUUUAAUUUUGUUUUGGCACAGAAUAGCUUAAAAGUAGUUUAUGAAACAUCACAAGGAAUAAGAAACAACAUUCUAAGAACAUUUGCUACAUUUGGAGAAAAGUAUAUUGAUAAGUUGAAUGCCAAUUCUGCCAAAAUAUUUUUCGUGUUAGCCUGCGUACAUGCGUUGUUUCAAGAAAGAAGAAAAUAUAUUCCGCAAGGUUGGUCAAAAUACUACGAUUUUAGUGAUACCGAUCUGUCUACAAGUGUAAAAUUGGUAGAAGAUCUCUGGAGCAAUCAAGGGCCACAAAUUCCAUGGCGUUUUAUAUCUGGAUUGACCUCUGAUGCGGUGUACGGAGGUAGAAUUGAAAAUAUAGAUGACUUAAAAAUUGUGCAUUCCUAUACUAAACAGUAUUUUGUUGAUGAUGUGAUAAGCCACCGUUGGAAACCUUUCGGUCUGAAUCUAACUGUGCCAAAUGUGCCACAAUACAAGGAAUACAUAAAAAUGGUUAAACAAUUUCCUUCAGCGGAUAAACCAUCGCUGUUUGGACUAGCGGAAAAUAUUAACAAAGCUUGGGAAAAACAAAUUUCACUUAGAAUAACAUCAGAACUAAAAAAUUUCUACCUACGAAAAAGUGUUUCUACCAAUUUCCACCAGGAGACAUUCCAGAAAGGUUUACUACCUUUUCUUUCACUUUGGAAAAAGUUAAAUCAGGGACAAAAUUUUAUCAGAAUGACAACUGAAACUAAACCCGUAACAAAUUCUAUCAUAGAAACAUUCCUGAAUGAAGAGUUCGAAAAUGCAAUAAUGUUGCUACAGACGAUUCACAAAUAUUUUACAUUACUGAAUAAGAUUUGUAAGGGAAUUGUGACAGCUGAUGGAAAGACAUUAGGUGUUGGUUAUUCGUUGCUAAAUUAUGGGACACCAAAGCCUUGGUUGGACUUGUGGAACGGUCCCAAAGAACCUACACAGUACUUGAAAAUCUGUAUGACUAAGAUAAUUGCCUUAUCAAAAUUGAAAGACGAAAAUAUUAACCGACUAUUGGAUAAACCCGUAAACCUAGCUGGGUUGUUUCAUCCAGAAGCUUUUAUUGCAUCAUAUAAACAGGAUUUUUCAAAGAACAAUGGUGUACCGUUGGAUGAACUUAAGUUGUUUACCAGUUGGAAGCCUAAAACAGAUUGUUUAAUUCUAUCUAACUUACUGAUUGAAGGAGGUAUUUUUGAAAAUGGUAUAAUAAGACAAUGUACACCAAACACAGAAAAUGUUACAACUACUCCUAACUGCUACCUAAGUUGGGUCAAAAAGGGACAAGUUUUGCAGGACGAAAAUAGUAUUGAUGUGCCAUUGUACACCUCAGCAAGCAGAGAGAUGAAAAUUAUUUCUCUGCAGAUACCAUGCGAAAAGAAUGAGAAAGACAAAUGGUUAUUAUCUGGAAUAGCAUUAUAUUUAGAGUAUUAAAUCAACUUUUGUUACAAAACCGAAACACAUACACAUAAUAUUUUAGUCAAAUUAUUUCACAUACAGCAUAUUUAAGUUAUAAAUAAAUAUUUAUGAAAAUUA